Molecule: messenger RNA, 621 nt
Organism: Plasmopara halstedii
Lineage: Eukaryota; Oomycota; Peronosporomycetes; Peronosporales; Peronosporaceae
Exons: 1
Coding region: 277-504 (75 amino acids)
Source: RefSeq, a predicted model, not a curated record
UGUCUUUUGCAGAAAUGCAAUUUUUUAUUAUUACGCUGUAUUGAAAGCAGCCCCCCUGCUAUUCUUGCAAGAUCAUAGCUGACCACAAAUAUAGCUUUGCUACACUUCUAUUUAUUGUUUCGAUCGCCAAGAUUUGUUGACACGUUCUUGACGGACAAACAUUGUUUCUGAUAAUCUUACCGUUUUCGCUUAACCACACUUUUCAUUUGACACUUUUGAAUGUUGCGAUAGCCAUAGUGACGAAUGUUAUCAAAGUUUUGUGUUAUAUGAGAUUUCAUGGUAGUCAGAGCUCAAAACCAAAAGUUUAAAUCGCGUACAUUGCAUCUAAUUCCCAGAAAAGAUUUUAUGCGAUCAUAUCUUGUCACGUUUGCAACAGCAAAGAUACCUGUAUGUGUAGACAAAGACGACGGGCUAUUUCAAUUAAGAAGAAGGUACAUUAAAGAGUACUUUAUCGCGUACGUGCCAAAGAUCGUAAGUUUCUCAAAAGCAUGUAUCAUUUCGUAACAUCCAAUACGGACAAAGAGCGUACUUCUAGUCCAGUUAAACGAUGGGCAAAAAGAUUACAACUUAUUUGAUAUUAGUUGUACACUCAGAAGCUAUGAUAGUACUAGAGGCUUAAUU